GCUGCAGAUCACGCUAACCUUCAAGAUGACGCGGUCUGUGAUGCGCUACGGCGGCGUCGACAUGCUUUGUAUGUAUCGUCGCGGCCGAUUGUUCUGUUCCUUGUCUGGAAAUCGUGUCACGUUCACUGAAUCGAGCACCGUCCCACGUUACGAUGCGCCGCAGACCCGCCUGCUAGUUUAGUACAAAAGCUACUCUGCCCCACCACCCCUCUGUCUCGUCACAACUCCGAACUUCUGCUCGAUCACAUUGCGACACCAUGGCUGAGGCGACCUCCGCGCAGCUGCCCGAGGGCAUUUUCUCGCUGCUCGAUACGGACCUCUACAAACUUACCAUGCAAUGUUGCGUACUCAAGUUCUUCCCGGAUAUCGCCGUAACCUACAGCUUCACCAAUCGAACACCAGACAAGAAGCUGAACCGCGCGGCUUUCCGCUGGCUGCAGGCACAGGUCGACAAACUCGAGAACAUUGCUCUUUCCGAUGAAGAGUACAAGUUCCUGAAAUCCACAUGCCAUUACCUGAAUGACCAGUACCUUCAUUUUCUCUCGAACUUCCGCCUCCACCCGUCGAAGCAAUUGAAGCUAGUCUUCAAGCCCAUUAACGAUACAGGCUCCGACGACGACCUCGGCGAUUUCAGCAUACAAACUGAAGGCUUGUGGGUGGAGACGAUUCUGUACGAAAUACCACUGCUCGCCUUGGUGAGCGAGGCGUACUUCAAGUUUGUCGAUAAGGACUGGAGCCACACCGGCCAGGUUGAGAAGGCAUAUGAGAAGGGAUCGAAGCUACUACAGGAGGGAUGCAUCUUCUCCGAGUUUGGCACCCGGCGGCGACGCGAUUAUCACACCCAGGACUUGGUGCUCCAAGGACUGCGCCGUGCAGAAGCCGACGGCGCUCCAAAAGGAUGGCAGGGCAAGCUCACAGGCACCAGCAACGUCCACUUUGCAAUGAAGCACGGGCUGAUGCCGAUUGGGACGGUUGCACACGAAUGGUUUAUGGGCGUCGCGGCCAUCACGAACAACUACGAGCAAGCCAACAGAAUUGCUCUGGAAUAUUGGACGUCGACGUUUGGCGAAGGAGUUCUAAGCAUCGCGCUCACGGAUACAUUUGGCACCCCUGCGUUCUUAAGAGCGUUCAAGGAGCCGAUCCCGGAGAUCACAACGGCUGCCACCACACUCGCGUCCGCCGCGGCUACGACAAACCCUAACAACCAGACACUGGCUCACACGGAGCCUCCUAUCCAGGCGGGCAUCGACGGUGCGACUAAGCAGCGGAGGACUUAUGCUGAGGUGUUCACCGGCGUGCGCCAAGACUCCGGUGACCCGCUCGACUUUGUCAAGAUGAUGCGCCAGUUUUACGACGAGCAGGGGAUCAAGGCGAAGAAGACGAUUGUGUUCUCGGAUUCGCUCAACAUCGAUCUGUGUCUGAAGUACAAGGCGGCAGCGGAGAAGGAAGGCUUUCAGCCGACAUUUGGCGUUGGCACUUUCCUGACUAAUGACUAUGUUCAGGAGUCGACGGGCAACAAGUCAGUGCCGCUGAAUAUUGUGAUCAAGAUCGCUUCUGCCGCAGGGCGACACGCUGUGAAGAUCAGCGAUAAUAUUGGCAAGAACACCGGCGACAAGUCAACGGUCGAGGAGGUCAAGCAGCGGCUCGGCUACACAGAGAAGACGUGGGCAGGCGUCGACGAAAGCACGCGAUGGGGUACAGCAGACCAGAAACCUACGUCAUAGUUUGAUGCGGUCAUCAGGUUGUGCACUACAGCUUGUAGAAGAGCAACAAGAUAGAGAAGGGCACACAAGUGCGUGACAUGGCGUUCGUUUGCUUUGAACGGUCGGGGUCGGCAUGCGCAGCCCCCAACUGGGUCGGAUAAGGCUGAGCUUACACUGCCCUUCCGAUUCGGACACGGUUGCGAGGUCUCUCGGGCGAAAGCGAUCAGCGAAAAUCGCAAAGCUAGCCGCAAGAGACCACACGGCGAUAGUUAAUGGAUCAAUGUGACCAAGUGGAAACAUGUGCGCAUCGCGCAUAGGACUGCGCGUUCUGUGGCAACCAGUGUAAGGCGGUGC
Molecule: messenger RNA, 2057 nt
Organism: Paraphaeosphaeria sporulosa
Lineage: Eukaryota; Fungi; Ascomycota; Dothideomycetes; Pleosporales; Didymosphaeriaceae
Product: nicotinate phosphoribosyltransferase
Exons: 4
Coding region: 258-1724 (488 amino acids)
Biological process (GO): NAD+ biosynthetic process
Molecular function (GO): nicotinate phosphoribosyltransferase activity
Source: RefSeq, a predicted model, not a curated record